AGUACCCUCCCGGUGUUGUUCCUGAACCAUAACGCCGUGUUUGUGUUUCUUCUCCCAGCCGUCAAACUUCUUCCCGACGUCUUUUUGUAUCAGAUAUGUGAUAAACCACCACAAGACAACACCAUGGACUUACCACUCGUAUUUUAAAGGAGAUAUAUUAUGUUUUUAACGACUUAUACUAUGUUUUUACCGACUCUGUGACUCCCUACAUAAACGUUACAAUGCUUUGGAUGUCAGUUGAGUGUUAGCUAACGAGACUAGCCACCUAGCCUUAACCGGUAAACACCGUGGAUAUUAAUGGAGGAAGGCAAAGAAAACCGCGACGAGGUCCAGACGGUUUGUGCCAGUGUUCCUCCCGGUGUACCGAACACCGAGCUGAAGAAGCUGUUGUCUUUUAAAGUGUACAAGAGGAGGUGGUUUGUUCUGCUGCUGCUGUGUCUGUUGAACUGCUCCAACGCAACGUUAUGGCUGAGCUUUGCCCCGGUAGCGGACCAGUCUGCCCAGUUCUUGCAGGUGGGUCUGGAGCAGGUCAACUGGCUGUCGGUGGUCUUCAUGCUGGUGGCCAUCCCGCUCAGCUUGGCCACCACCUGGAUGCUGGACGUCGUCGGGCUGCGGAUCACGCUGAUCCUGGGAGCGUGGCUCAACAUGUUCGGGGCGCUGCUGCGUUUCCUCGGGGCGGAGAUCAUCAAUAUCCAUGCAGCCCGGUUCCCCUUAGUGAUGGUCGGUCAGACGCUCGGCGCCCUCGCUCAACCGCUCAUCAUCUUCACCCCCACAAAGAUGGCCGCCCUCUGGUUCCCCGACAACCAGCGCGCCAUCGCCAACACCAUCGCCUCCAUGUCUAAUCCUCUGGGCAUCCUGCUGGCCAGCAUCCUCUCCCCCAUGAUAGCUCAAACAUCCGGACACAUCCGCGACCUGAUGCUGGCCUAUGCAGUCCCGGCGUGCAUCAUCUGCUUCCUAGCAACAGUGGGGCUACGGAGCAGCUCCCCCCCCACGCCGCCGUCAGCCAGCGCCGAGUCGGCCUGCUCCGAGCCGUUCAUCCAGGGCAUCAAACUGUUACUGAAGAACCGGGCGUACCUGGUGCUGAUGCUGUGCUUCGGGUCGGGCAUCGCCGCCUUCACCUGCUUCUCCACGCUGCUGGAGCAGAUCCUGUGUGUGCAGGGAUACACCAACGAGUUUGCCGGUGUGUGUGGAGCGCUGUUCAUCGUGUUCGGGAUCGUGGGCGCCGGCGCUCUCGGUCUCAUCGUGGAUAAAACCAAGAAGUUCAUCGAAGCCACCAAGAUCAACCUGAGCCUCAGCGCGCUCGCCUGCAUCGCCUUCUCCGUGGUGUCUCUGAUGCCGCAGCAGAAAGUCGCCGUGGCCGCCGUCUGCUCGCUCUUCGGCUUUUUCGGGUUCUCCAUCUACCCCGUCGCCAUGGAGCUCGCUGUGGAGUGCUCCUAUCCCGUCGGAGAGGCGACGUCGUCAGGACUCAUCUUCGUAUCGGGACAGGUUCAGUCCUUCCUCUACAUGGUCGUCCUGCAGGCUCUGACCAAACGCAUGGCUGACUCUCCUCUGUCCACCUGUGGGGACGCAGUGCUCAGCUGGAAGGUGCCGAUGAUGGUGCUGGGGGGGGUGUUCAGCUUCUUCUCCUGCGUCUUCGUCCUCUUCUUCCACACGCGGUACCUGCGGCUGGAGGCCGAGGAGCAGGCGACCUACGGGGCCAAACCCAUACACUGCCCGACCCCCGAGAGCGGGAGUGAGAGAGAGGGCAAGGAAACCGCAGAGUAAAGACCACCGACUGACAGACAGAGAGGAUUCUGGGAGUCACACCUGGUACCAAACAGAGAGAUCUUUUUAAGUUUUCACUUUUCCUUCUGAUGCCAACUUAUGUUUGUUGAGCUACCAAAACAGACCUAAUCUUCAGAAUAUUAUAAACCGAUUUUUGAUAUAUUUUAGGCUUUUUUUUACAGAAAGAUGUCAUUUAUAGGGAGGAAAUCUUUGUAAACUAUUGAGAUAGAGUUCUCUGAAUGAAGGUAGAUCAGCAUGUGUAAGACAGUUUUGUGUCUUAAACAAGGUUAUUGAAACGUUUUCCUUCUAGAAAUACGAGAGAAACCAAAUACAUAAUGCGGUUUGAUUCAGAACUUGCGUUGAAGCGCAUUUUAACCUGCAGACUCUUUAAAGACAUUCCCUCAGUGCCACAGACUUCCCUUCAGGGUUUUUCUUCCAUGGGAGACAGAGGAGGUCUCGUAGCUGCAUCACAUGAUCCUUAUCCGUGUUCUGCCGCGGUGCAGAAACACGGUCUGACUCUCAGGGACUGAUGUUUACUGCGGAGGAUCUGGACCACUGGAACAUUCUGUGCCAUCAGACUCCCCCUGGAGCUGCUGGAAACACCUCCAUGUCCCAUCCCUUCACCGUGUUCCACCCCGUACUGUAACCACUGGAGAUGCCACUGUUCAGCAUCAGUCAGAACAAACCUCAUGCUUAUACUUUACAUGAGCUGUGUUCUCUGAAAAAAAGACCCAACUCCAAACCGACCGCUACACCCUCAUGGGGUCAUCGCUGCAGUGUUGUUAUGGCAAUGAAAAUCUCAGGUCCUCAAAGCUGCACAUUAUAAAAGGACAUAAGAAAAAUAAUAACACAUAGAGUACAAUAGUGCAGGUAUUUUGUUAGACCAGUCUAUAAGUACUGCCCUACCCCCUUCCACUACGUUUAGUGUCGGUCUGAACUAACAAGUGUGCAGUAGGAGUUACCAAGCCUUCAAAAAGUGAGUCUGCGUCGCUUCAGACUCCACCUGCAGCUCUGCCGGACCGCUGAGUCCGUCAUAAAACAGUCCCAUGCAAACAUUUACUGGUAAACAAAAUUAAGAUAGACAUUUACUAUCAUCAUACAGACGUAGUGCUGCAUCACAAACAUCAGAUGUAAAAACAAAAACACCACCAAAGAGUUUUAUUACAAUUAAUAUUUGUCCUUUUUUUGAGUCUGAGUUAUGUCAGUUCCCUUUCUGCCGGGCUCGACGGUCGAUUUGGAAUUGGGCCGAUAUUUCUGGAACUCAGGCGUAGAGCCAGGAUCUGUUUCCUCUCUAGACGUAGACGCAGAUAAACCAAGCAGAAUAAUACUGAUGUGCCACUAAACGUAUCCUGUGUUAAAUGAAGUGCCACUCAUACUGUGCUGUGGUUAAACGACCCCUAACAGCGGCUUUUAAUAAACGGUCAGACUUGAAUUUGUAAAGUGGUUUCAGUUUAAGAACAGGUUGAAGCCUUAAAGAUGGGAAUGGUUUGGGGUUUUGUGCAAUAAGUUAUAAAUGCAGUGCUGAUUGUGUAGCUGGGGAUAAGAACGACUACUUUACUGACGGUUCAGUUUCUUCUUCUUCUGUGUUUUAAAGCACGUGAAAUCAUGAGGACUUGAAGGAUGUAGACUGGAGAUUGUACCUUUUAAUAAAAUCACGUGUUACUGAA
Messenger RNA from Eleginops maclovinus (Patagonian blennie), 3431 nucleotides. It is a transcript of the gene slc49a3, whose product is annotated as solute carrier family 49 member 3. The transcript is spliced from 10 exons. Gene Ontology annotation, molecular function: transmembrane transporter activity. Gene Ontology annotation, biological process: transmembrane transport. Gene Ontology annotation, cellular component: membrane. Lineage: Eukaryota; Metazoa; Chordata; Actinopteri; Perciformes; Eleginopidae. Bases 298 to 1764 code for a protein of 488 amino acids. The record is from RefSeq and is a predicted model, not a curated record.